This is a messenger RNA of Aspergillus ochraceoroseus IBT 24754, 1383 nucleotides long. Its product is annotated as alanine--glyoxylate transaminase. Gene Ontology annotation, molecular function: L-serine:pyruvate transaminase activity; L-alanine:glyoxylate transaminase activity. The record is from RefSeq and is a predicted model, not a curated record. The coding region runs from base 1 to 1383 and encodes 460 amino acids. Gene Ontology annotation, cellular component: peroxisome. Lineage: Eukaryota; Fungi; Ascomycota; Eurotiomycetes; Eurotiales; Aspergillaceae. The transcript has 3 exons.
AUGAGUUACCACUUUCGAGAGGGGCAGCGUCUCAGCCUGAUCUCUAGACAUUUGGAUCAGCGCCUACCACUGCCUGAGCUUAACACUCCGUUCUCGACCGAGAGGAACUCCCAAGUCCCCGACGACAUUGAAUAUAAGCCCCUCGAUCGCUCUCCUACUCCGCCGUCGUCGGACCCUCCUGCCACUUCCCACCAUCGACAAUCGUCAUCUCCUGCUGUCAAGAUGUCCGCCCAAGCCCCUCACCCCACCUUGCUCAUCCCUGGUCCCAUCGAAUUCGAUGAUGCCGUCCUCCAGUCUAUGGGCCAUUACGCCGAGAGCCAUGUCGCUCCCGGCUUCGUCAAGACUUUUGGAGAAACAUUGACCAUGGUCCGGAAGCUUUUCCAGUCUACCAACCCCAGUGCUCAGCCCUUCGUGGUUUCCGGUAGUGGUACCCUAGGCUGGGAUUUCGUCGCUGCCAACCUGGUCGAGAAGGACGAGGAUGCCCUUGUCCUACACACUGGCUACUUCGCUGAUUCAUUCGCGUCCUGCCUGGAGACCUACGGAGCUAAUGCAACACAACUCAAGGCCCCCAUUGGAGAGCGCCCAUCCUUUGAGCAGAUCGAGCAAGCGCUGAAGGAGAAGUCCUACAAGGUCAUCACUAUUACACACGUUGAUACCUCCACUGGCGUGCUGAGCGACAUCAAGCGUGUGGCCGAGAUCGUUCGUCGGGUCAGCCCCGACACCCUGGUGGUCGUGGAUGGGGUCUGCAGUGUUGGCUGUGAGGAGAUUGCCUUUGAUGAAUGGGACCUGGAUGUGGUUCUGACAGCCAGCCAGAAGGCUAUCGGCUGCCCCCCCGGACUGAGCAUUCUCAUGGUUUCCGGUCGAGCAAUUGAGACCUUCAAGGCGCGCAAGACCCCGCCAUCCUCGUACUACAGCUCCAUGGCCAACUGGCUCCCCAUCAUGCAGAACUACGAGAACCUGAAGCCCUCUUACUUUGCCACCCCCCCCACCCAACUGGUGCACGCCCUCCACACUACGCUCUCCCAGAUCACCGCCCGUCCGAUGCAAGAGCGCUUCGAUCUGCACACCGCGGCCUCUAACCGUGUCAAGGCUGCGAUUGCCGGGCUCGGCCUGACGCAGUUGGCGUCCAAGCCGGAGAACCAAGCCCACGCCAUGACAGCCAUCUGGCUGCCCGAGGGGUUGGCCGCACCAGAUGUCCUCCCCGGCAUCCUAAAGCGUGGAGUGAUCUUCGCGGGCGGCCUGCACAAGGAGGUUGCCACCAAGUAUAUCCGCUUUGGACACAUGGGUGUUAGCAUCACAGACCCAGCCCGCACUGACAUUACCAAGGCUAUCGCGGCUCUUCAGGAGGCAAUCACCGAAGCCCAGCAGGCCAAGGGACUAUAA